AUGCUCGCGCAGAGAUCGCGAGCAAGGGCGGUCGAGUGCGCGCCCUUGCACGUCCUGUACGCGCCUUCGGCGCGCGCGACCACCCCACCCUGGGCACCAUAUAUGGGCCGCUGCGCGGCCCGUUUCGCACCGUCCAAGCCCUUGCGCCCGCCCCUAGAGACCAAAGCCAACCCUAGAAUCAGGUUACGAGACCAUUUCUACCGCACGUGA
Trametes versicolor FP-101664 SS1 is the source of this 210-nucleotide messenger RNA. RefSeq lists its product as uncharacterized. The transcript has 2 exons. The coding region runs from base 1 to 210 and encodes 69 amino acids. NCBI's taxonomy places the organism in Eukaryota, Fungi, Basidiomycota, Agaricomycetes, Polyporales, Polyporaceae. The record is from RefSeq and is a predicted model, not a curated record.